GGUGCUGGCGGCUGAGGGGCGGCACUCGGCGGUGCCUCGUUCCCCGCCGCUCCCAGGGCCGGGCAGGCUGCGGGGGAUGGGCCCCGCCGGGUGAAGGUGGGGUGACACCGCGGUUGUCUGUGGAGCCCUGGGCCGGGGAGCCAAGCCUCGUCAGGAGCGGAGCUCCGGGGCCGCAGCCGGGCGCUGCCGCAGCCCCGCCCGGGAGGAGCGGCAGGAGCCGGCUCCUUCCUGCCGCCCGCCUCCUCCGAGCCCUGCGCCGCAAGCAGCCUCGGCCCAUAGGCUGCGCCGGGCCCGACCUCCGCUCGGCAGCCAGUCCCCGCCGGCAGCCGCGGCACGGCCCCGGACUGACAGCGCCGGCGGCGAACCGCAGCGGCCGGACCGGAACCGACCCCGGCGCUCGGCCGGGAGCCGACCCUGGGGGCCCAAAGGCCCGGGCCAUGGGGACGGAGCGGCGGGGGCGUUGUGUGCGGCCCUCUCCUUAGGGCAGCAGCAUCACCUUGGAGGAAGAAAACUUUGCUGUCCCCCUGGCUGGCUGGGAAUCUUGGCUCAUCUACACUUCUGCACGUGGUGCCUGCCCUGCCUUCAGUGUAACCUGACAGGGGAGGGAAAGCAGCAGGCAGGACACAGCAACUUCUUUAUUUAUUUGUCACUGAACUCCUUGUUGCUUGCCCAAAGAAACAGGAUGGAUGAGCCCAAGUGCUACAAAGAUACAGGCAAGGCAUUUCCAGCAGGCUCCAAGUCUCUUCUUUAAAGAGAAGCUCCAGCAACAAAGAGGCUGAAAAGCAAAUGCUCCAAUCAGCCAAAAUGGAAGGAGGCAACAGUCCCAGUCUGCAGCUUCAGCAGCUCCCACUGGCCACAGCAGCAGUCUCUGUGCAGCCUCACACUGACUCCUUCUCUUACAAGGAGAACUUGAUUGGUGCACUGCUGGCUAUUUUUGGCCACCUCGUUACCAGUAUUGCCCUCAACCUCCAGAAGUACAGCCACAUUCGCCUGGCAGGUUCCAAGGACCCCCGAGCCUACUUCCAGACCAAGACGUGGUGGUGUGGGCUGCUGCUGCUGCUGCUGGGGGAGCUGGGAGUGUUCUCCUCUUAUGCCUUUGCUCCCCUCUCCCUGAUUGUGCCACUCAGUGCAGUGUCUGUCAUAGCCAGUGCAAUCAUAGGAAUUAUAUUUAUCAAAGAAAAAUGGAAGCCCAAGGAGUUUCUGAGGCGCUACCUUUUGUCCUUUGUAGGCUGUGGUUUGGCAAUUGUUGGAACUUACCUGCUGAUAACAUUUGGACCUAACAGCCACGAGAAGAUGACAGGAGAGAAUAUCACUAGGCACUUAGUGAGCUGGCCCUUUCUCUUGUAUAUGCUGGUGGAGAUCAUCAUGUUCUGCCUGCUGCUCUAUUUCUACAAGGAGAGAAAUGCCAAUUACAUUGUGGUUAUUCUUCUGCUGGUGGCUUUGCUGGGUUCCAUGACUGUGGUGACAGUGAAGGCUGUGGCAGGCAUGAUUGUGGUCUCCAUCCAAGGCAACUUACAACUCGACUACCCCAUAUUCUACGUCAUGUUGGUGUGCAUGAUCGCUACAGCGCUCUACCAAGCCACGUUUUUGGCUCAGGCCUCUCAGCUCUACGACUCAUCACAGAUUGCCAGCAUCGGCUACAUCCUGUCCACAACAGCAGCCAUCACUGCAGGAGCAACUUUUUACUUGGACUUCACUGGUGAAGAUGUUCUCCAUAUCUGUAUGUUUGCACUUGGGUGCCUCAUAGCAUUUCUGGGUGUCUUCCUGAUCACAAGAAACAGGAAGAAAUCUGUACCAUUCGAACCUUACAUAUCAAUGGAUGCUAUGCCAGGCAUGCAGAACAUGCACGACAAAGGGAUUGCAGUGCAGCCUGACCUCAAAGCUUCCUUUUCCUACGGUGCCCUAGAGAACAAUGACAACAUGCCAGAGAUUUAUACUCCAGCUACCCUACCAAUCGUGCAGGAGCAGCAUGGUUCCAAAGGAGUCUCUGCUCCACCCUACCGGGUGUUGGAGCACAGCAAAAAGGAGUGAGUGACCUUUAAGGGACUGAGCUGAAGCCUCCAGAAGUGUGACCUUUAUUUAUUUACCUAUUGAAACGUAAGCAAGUGUAAAGCCAACCCUGAUAUAAUUUAAAGCUCGUCUCCAAUCUUCACUUUCAAGGCUGAUGAUUCAAAUAAACAACUCUCUGGGGCUGUGAGGUUGGGAGGGGGUUGUCCUGGCGGGGGGGAAAUCGCAGCUCUCUGGUGGAGGCUGCUGUCUGGAAGCGGGAAGCUGUGGGUGCAGCAGCGUAGCAGCAGGCAGAGGCUGUGAAAAGGCAGAGCCGUGGGGACAGAAGUGACUGUGCAAUAUUGAGUCCUGCUGGGAGGGAGCUUAUCACCAACCAGAAGCUUUCAGGAGCUGCUGACAGAGAGGGGAGGGCAGGAUUUCAGCUUUCCUUUAGAGAGGCUGUGAGGCAUGGCCAGGGGAGUUGUACUGCCUCUGCGUCACCACCAAGCUGCCUUCACCUGGCAAUUAAAUGGAAUCUGUUUUGAGCACCAAUCCUGCAAGUUGCUCUCUCUUUAGAGCAGCAGAGCUGGGCAGAGUAAGCAAAAGCUACUUUAUCCUUCCCAAAUGUGAGUCUUGAGCCCUUCCUGUCCAACUGCUCUCUGCUGUAUGCACUGUGAAUGUGAACUGCUUUUACAGCGCCGCUGGAUUUGGGGGGCAGAUUAGAGCAAAGAUUAUUUGCCAGUUUUCUGCUCUCACAGCAGGAGCUGACGUUGAUUGAGUGGUGCAGGGGGGAUUACUGUUAACCACAAGAACAAGAGGUGGAUAGCAGCGUGGCUGGUGGGAAUUUUUUGGUAGCUCUUGAUAAGGUACUCGUUCUCCAUCCCUUUCUCUUUCUGCUUGAGGCAAGAGUUCCAGCUGUUGGGUAAGCCGAAAUGCUCGAAGGUGUUGGCAUCCCUUAGUUGAAAAGCUCAGUUGUAGGCUCUUUUUCUUACAAGAACUGGAAAAUGAUGCUAGUCUGAGAAGCAGCAGCAAUGAGUGUGCUCAGCCCUGCACUGAGUGAGGACUGUGAGAACAGUGCAGCUUUGUGGACUCAUCAGGGCGACUUUCCAGCUUCCCAGAGAUGCCUACGAGCUGAUAAGAAGGGAGAAUAGACUCGGGGAGGGAGGAACUGAAGUGAGAAGGACAAAGUACAUUUCCUGGCCCAGGCAGGUUGGGCUGGCACUGUGACACCACCCUGCUCUCAAAGCCAUGGUUUUGCUUUUCAGCCUGUUCUCAGCCAUGGUCUCUGUGCACAGUGGAGUGGCUGAGGGCUGAAAUGGGAGGUGUUUGUGUGCUCUGUGUUCUGGAGUGGUUACUCUGGUAGCAGGGUUUGGGUGCACCUUGCACUUGCAGCAGUGGCUUUCUGCAUUUAUUUAUUUGAUUUAUACACUGACUCGUGGCCAGUUUCUGCUCCCACUACCAAACAUGCCCAAGAAUUCUACUGACCUGCACAUGGGUCUUCUAGAUUCUUCCUGCUGUACAUGACAACAAAAUGCAUUUGCUUUGCCAGCUGUGAAUAUGAAUUCACUUUGGAAAGAGUUGGAAUUGUCAGGCUAAAUCCAGGCUGGGUGCAGAGUGGGUUGAGAGCAGCCCUGCAGCAAGAGAUUUGGGGGUGUUGGUUGCUGAGCAGCUCCCCAGGAGCCAGCAGUGCCCUCAUGCAGCCCAGCAGGCAGCUGUGUGUGGAGGGCUGUGGCCAGCAAGGCAGGAGAGGGGAUUCUGCCCUUUGGCUCUGCUGAGACUUCAUCUCAAAUAUUGCCUCCAGCUCUGCUGUCCCCAGCAUAAAGAGGACCCAGAGCUGCUGGAGUGAGGCCAGAAGCCACAAAGAUGAUCCAAGGGCUGGAGCAGCUCUGCUGUGAGCACAGGCCGAGGGAGCUGGGGAGGUGCAGCCUGGAGAGGAGAAGCCUCCUGGGGGACCUUAGAAUUGUCUGCCAGUGCCUGAAGGGAAGGCUGCAAAGGGACUUUUCCUGGGGGUGUCUGAGACAGGCCAAGGGAAGUGGUUUGAAGCCGAGGCAGAGCAGGGUUAGACUGGAGCUGAGGAAGAAGUUCUUCAGUAGGAGUGGGGGUGAGAGUGGCACAGGCUGCCCAGAGAGGCUGUGGCUGCUUCCUGCCUGGGGGUGUUCAAGGCCAGGUUGGAUGAGGGCUUGAGCUACCGAGUCUAGCUGAGAGGUGUCCCUGCCCAUGGUGGGAGAUGAUCUCUGAGAUCCCUUCCAACCUGAGCCUCUCUAGGAUUCUUUCUCACAGGUGAGCUGACAGCUGCUGCCUCCACACUGUGGCUUUUCAAUGCACCUGAGCACUUAAUCCUUUCUCAGUGUCUAUCUCACACAUAACUCAGUGCUCCCCUGUUGGCUGAAUGUACACAAUGAGUUGCCUACAACGUUCUCUUGUUGACAUCCAAUCAAGCUUUCCAGUCUUGGACUCUAAGGAUAACUGCUUAAUUUCUCAUAAGCAAUGCUGCAUGUCUAUUUAAUUUGAUUUGUCUUUUAGGUGAGACCUUUGGAAAUGAAACUCAAUAAAAGAUUGUGCUAAAACCUA
Messenger RNA from Pogoniulus pusillus (Red-fronted tinkerbird), 4557 nucleotides. It is a transcript of the gene NIPAL3, whose product is annotated as NIPA like domain containing 3. Bases 787 to 2031 code for a protein of 414 amino acids. Gene Ontology annotation, cellular component: membrane. Gene Ontology annotation, biological process: magnesium ion transport. The transcript is spliced from 12 exons. Lineage: Eukaryota; Metazoa; Chordata; Aves; Piciformes; Lybiidae. The record is from RefSeq and is a predicted model, not a curated record. Gene Ontology annotation, molecular function: magnesium ion transmembrane transporter activity.